AUGGCCAGUUCCCCUUCCUCCGGGCCUGCUGCAGCAGCUACAGUUCCAACUGCCUCCACUAAGAAGAUGCGAGUUCGAAGCAAGUCUACCUCUGCGGUUGAAGAUGUCAAAGACGAAGUCCAAACGACUAACGAAAGGCGGGCCAUCGAUGGUGUUAAGUCGAGCUUAAGGAAUGGUUUUAACGGGACAGAGAACGGUUCCGAAUCCUUGUUCGUCAAAACCCCGAAGGACAAACACCACGACAGAAAAUCCCGUACUGGACGAAGAGGAUUACCAAAGAAGGGUAAGCAUCUACCUCCAUUUUAAGCGUUCUUUAGUACAUUUUUCAUCGUAAACUCUGCUCUGGUUCGAAAUAAACUCUCUCCGUGAAGUUGAACUAGUGGUUGACUUGUAAUCUUAUUUUCGACGGUUAAGCAAGACGUCGUAUCAAAACACGUCUUUCUAGUUCAUGAAUAUUGCAUAUGGUGCGGUUGAUCUACGCAAUGCCACGCGGUCGAUAAUAGAGAGAAUGUACUCAAAACUGGAGUCUUCAUUUGCUCUUUAAGUAUUAGGAAGUUAGCAGUAGUAGUUUUGGAAGUAAUAAUAUAACUUAUAUAAACAGAACACCAAACGGUUCAUCUUCCUAGGCUUGCAUGUUUUCUUGUCGCAACAAAUACAGUUUAGCUUUUGCGCAUAGAUGCAAAUUUUAGCUCCUUGUACAACUAGCCUAGCAUAUUAAAUACGUGUACAAUAUUGUGUUUUGAACUAGACAAACCUUCAAAUACUCUUCUUCGAAGAAGUAUUGUUCAUUCCACUUCUUUAUAUUAAACCUGAUCUGCGUUCCUGCUUGCUAUUUCGGGCUCAUGCUUCGCUAGCUUUUGUACAAAUGUACAAACUUUUGUACUAAAAACUGAAAUGCAAGUUUUGAGUUUAAAUGCCGUCUUAUAAGCUUAACUGUAAAUCUAGGCAGAAGGUCCUUCAUUUGAACGAUUCCUACAACCCUGCAGAAGUCUUUUCGGUUUCGCUAAUUUAGAGGUUGUCGAUGUCGGGUGUUCGUUUCAUGCGCAUGUUAGACUUUAUAGCAGAAGUUCAUGAUGUUUCGAACAAUUUUGUUAAUCACAGAAAAUCUUUACAGUGCUCCAUCCGUUAUCAAUUUAUAAAACAUUUAAUAACCACUUCCCUGAGAGAAAAAAAAACGAAUCUUCCGCCGUCUUGAAGCUUCAGGUUGAAGAUUGGCGCUUGAGUUGUUUGUUACACCUAUCUUGUCGCGGCAAAGAGGACCAAACGUUUCAGCUGGCGAGUGUUCUUUACAGAGGUGUUUCAAACUCAUCAAGCGUGGGUGAAUUGAGGAACAAUGGUACUAUGUGUGUAAUGACUCAUUUAUCAUUCAUCACAUUGCUAGAAUCAAGGAAGUGGACUGGUGGAAAAACGGUUAUUUUAAAAUUCCAUUCACUUGUAGUUUAUCUUCAAUAUUAUACUAUUACGCCCAGAAUAGAAAGCACAAAUGCUAAAGUUUUGCCCAGAUUUCCUUAAAAAGAAAAGAAACUGAAAGAUUGAGUGUAUUAAAAAUUAUCAAAACUUUAUAUAGCAGCCCAGUUGUUAAAUAUACAAAAGUAGAACCCCUGCCCUCAGCCUCCAGCAAUGGUGGGUAGCCAUUGAUAAGGCGUCAAAGAUAUCUUAGUUUUAGUUAAUAGAAGAUACUGGGUUGUUACUGAUUUCUUGAGUUCAGGGCUUCUUGGCUGGUACAAUUUUUUUUAGAAUUCAGCUUGACAUGCUUGCUAUUUUACAUAUUUAUUUAUGGGUUAAUGAUGUUUGUUUUGGUCAUCAAAAUAUUCAUUUCUGUACAUAUGCAUCUCUGGAGCAAAAAGAACUUGAAGAUUAUCAAGCUAUCUGUUAUUUGUAAUUCCCUCGAUAUAUAUAUGUAGUCACAAUAACAUUUUCAGAUAAUUUCUCACUAAAAAUAUAUCCCUUUGUCAGUGGUGAAGGCCAAAACAGUGGCUAUUGAAAAACAAACUUUGUGUUUCAGUUUCUCAGUUCAAACCUACAGUUUUUAUCAUGUAAUGUGCUAUUAACUCCUUCAUGAUCCUGCCCUGGCAUAUCUUAAGGUGCUCUUGACCCCUUAAUUAACCAUCUGUAAUCUUAGAGGGGGUUUGGGGCAUAACAUUUAUAUUUACUGUGUGCAGCCUACUCCUCACAUUUGAGGAUUAUUGACUGGGUUAGUCAGCAAAAAAAAAAAGAAGGUCAACUUAAUAGGCUAAUAAAAUGGCAGGUGAGUUAGACAGCUUACAUGGGCUUUGAAAGUAUCUAAAGAGCAGUGUUCCCUAAAGACAGAAGCAGGCAAAUUUAUUGUUCCACUGAAUAAUUGUUCUUGUGGUAACUUACCUUGACAGCUGGUGAUUUUGUUACAAAUAGUUAAUGGCGACUCCUGGGACUCAUCUUGUGAAAAAUCGUGAGUCCCGGACGGUCCAGAACCAGUGAGUCCUAGUUAAAAAAUAAACGAGUCUGAAAUUGAAAAUUCUUGGGCCUUUAUGUAACCAGACAGUUAAUCUGAAGACAGACUUCAAAACUCUGUAUCACAGUAUACUGAAAUUAAAAUAUAGUCCUUCUAUUUUAAAGCGCAACAAAGGCUAAAAGAAAUAUGCAUUGUUAGACAACUGCCAAUGAAUAACUGCCAUGAAAAUUACGUGAACGGGCCCGAUAUUUCUACAGAUACACAUGUUUAGAUCGAUCGAUUGAUCGAUCUUGGCGCCCUAUGGGAUGCAUGCCAUGAAUUAUUUUGUGCUUUUGCGGAUUUUUAUGCAUCAGCAACGCGGGAUGCAGAGGUAACAAAAUCACUGGACAGCAUGAUUUUCUUUUACAAGGUGGAGCAGGAGGAAAGGGUACUUGGGGAGCCAUUGGUGAAGUUUUGGAUGAAGAUUAUUUCAAGAUCCAAGACCAGCAUGAUCCAAACUACGAAUCAGAGGAAGAUGAAAAUGUAAGUAAAAUAAAAACACAGAGAAAGGCUUGAAAUUUUUUUGAAAUACCAAAAAACAAUAAUAAUAAAUAUUUAUUGCUAAAAGUAGAAUCCUAGGAGUUGAGAAUGUAUUCUUUUGGUGUCUUUUCAUUAAAAUAUUUCUGUGAGGGCUGCACAAUCUAAGAAGUAAAAUGUAAUAAGGCCAUUUACUAAGUACUUUUAACUGAAACUUGACAUUGUAAAGCAAUGUCUGCUCAUUUGAAGGUAUUUUAUAUUUUCCCUAUAGGAACCUUACGAGAUUGAAAUGUGUAAACCAGAGCUUACAGAGGAAGAGUUUAGCAAAAAUAUCACGCCUAUUGUUCAGGUGAGGCCACAAGUUUUAGUGAAUUCAGUAAUUUUGAGUACCUUGUAAUGCAAUGUAUGACAGUUUGUCUUGUUUUGUCCAGGAAUACUUUGAGCAUGGUGAAACUGAGGAUGUCUUGGUAAGUACUGUUCUUGUGUUCAUUGACCUGCAGGCAUCUUUUAAUUAAUUCUGGUGAGAUUGUUCCUCUUGAUUAGGACAACACAUCCAAAUCUAGUGUUCCUGUGGCACAAAGGCAGAAGUUUUCAAGCUAUCAUUGGUGACUGCCGCCCUGCUAAUUUUAUCAAGGGCAUCUCGGCCGCAGGAAACUGCACUGCUUUGGACUCGUUUUUGUUUUCUUUCAGCUUUAGUCUCAUUUUCGUGCAGAUGUCGUGCCCGUAGAAUAAGACGAACAUGGAUCCAUAAUCAAUAAUUAUUACUUAGUAAUAAUUUACCAAGGAUUCUCAAGAACUAGUGUUAAUAUAUAUACAUCAUCUUGAUUUUUGGCCAUCUCCUUAAUUUAUAUAUUUCAUGUCAACAAGAGUUUGCAUACCAAAACUUGAUGUGAUAUUAUAAGCUGCUAAAUAACUAGAUGCUUAAAGUUUUGGAUGAUCUUAGACUAUUUUAUAAGUUGCGAGUCUACAAAAUAAUGGUUUUCUUGUGACUUCGACCUCAGUAAGUUGAAAGUUGCAAGGAUUUUUUACUUGCAAUUUUCGUCCUACAUUAUGUAUACUUAGUUUUCUCUAGAUGCUAUAAUGGUGUAAGGUCAAUUGUGUUUUUGAACUAUAUUUUUGUCCACUGUUAUGUUAAAGUGGUAGUCUGUUUUAAAAUGUCUGUUCAUGAGAUUUUUUUGUGUUGCAAACUGCAGAUGUCGUUAGCAGAACUUAACAUUUCUUCAAGGAAAUAUAAGGUCAGUGCAGAUUUACUAGCUUUCACUCAGUAAAAAAAUAGAAGUUAGAACUGAUGUUUAUGAUUUGAAGUUUUUAAGUGAUCAACAUAUUUUCCAGGAAAACUUUGACUUUGAAAAGUUUUUUAUAAAUAGUUAUUAUUAUUAUUAGUUUCCAAACCUACUUACUUUUAAGUCACUUGUAAGCCUGGCAAGGUUUUGUUGCUGUUCUGUUAAUUAGCCCAACCAUAACUGGACAAUUACUCCUAAGUUGACAAAAUGAUAUAAUGUUUAAAUUAACACAGGUUCCUGCUUUGGCUGUUUGCCUUGCACUGGAAAAGAAGGUAAAUAAAUGCUAUUAGUUUUAACAUUCAUUAUGGUUUAGAACUACAGUAGAAACCCAAUAACUUGCACUCGGGUAACUUGAACUCCCCUCUAACUCAAACUAAGUCUAAUUUCCCUUGGAUUUCACCCCACUUUUCAGUCACGUUUACUCAGUUAACAAGAACUCAGAUAACUCUAAUUCCCCGCUAAGUUGAACUAAAUUUCCUUUCCCUUGAUCAAAGAUUCACUAAAAUUUACCUCAAUAACUCAAAUUCCUGUUCUUGUAACACCACUCGGAUGCCAUCCCAUAAGUUCAUCUUGUUGUGUAAGGGUAAAACCACCAAAUCUAACACUGGUCAACACUACAACAAUUCAGUUUUAAUUGGUUCAACAAACAGAUCUUGUUUUAUCAUAAAAAAAUGGUAAACAUGUUACCAUUUCUAAUGAAGUAAGUUUAAUUUGCACUGCACUAUACACUGAAGUGCUGGAAAAUUAGUAACUAUCAAUUUUUGACAUGGCACAUUGAAUUUUGCAAUCGACCCGUUUCACUCGAACCUUCGCUAACUCGAACUAUUUUUCCUUUCCCUUCAGAGUUCGAGUUACUGGCUAGGGGUUCUACUGUAUUUUUCUUUUCAGAGUUCAUAGUUUGUUCCAGGAAGGGAGUGUCACCUGAAAGUUUGCUGGCCCUUUAAUGUCCAACAAAUGCCUGAAUAGCUGAAAGAUGUGAAAUAUAGGGUUGUGUCACAUAUUUUAAAGGAACAAGCUGUACAAAAUGUUUUUCUGUGUUGAUUUUUUGCAAAACACUAAUUACUUGGCUUGUUAUGUUCUGCAACACUUAAGUUUGAAUUAACAUGAUUUGUUACAGGGAACACAAAGAGAAAUGGCAUCUGUGUUGAUAUCUGAUCUUUAUGGCAAACAGCUUACCCAAAAUGACAUUGCAAAAGGUAUGUUUUCCAAUAUUAUGUACAAUUAGCUUUAAGAUAAAAGGUGGCUGCAGGGAAUAAUAAGUUCCAUCUUAGAUAAGUCCAUCUUAUAGCAGUGUUGUCCUUGUCAGGCGGUAACCAAUAAAAUUUACCGCCUGAAGCUACACUUCUUACCACCUGCAACCACUUGAAGGUCGACUAAAAUUAAAUAAAUAGUUUUAAUAAAUAUGCAAGUUGUGAUCUGAUCCGAUUCUCACAAGGAAUGAAAUUACGCCGCUCUGGUCCAUAUGUUUGGCCUUACCGGCCAUGAAUGGUCCCUUACCCACUGAGCUGAAAUAAAUGCUGUUAUAGAGAGCCAAGUAGUGUGGCUGGAGAAUGGCAGUCAGGCCACGUUUAGGUGUUUGUUUUAGAAAUAAGUUUCUUCCACAGAGGUGUAAUUUAGUGGUAAAUUAUUAAUUUCUUAAAAUUUGACCCACCUCUCUCCUUUGCUAUACGCAGCUUAAACGUUAUACAGCAACUCAUUACCCCCAAAUGACUUAGUUUAUAUUUUUAAGACUUCGUUGAAAAUUACACAUCAAAAUCAAGCUUGCAAUGUAAUAAGGGUUCACAGAUAAGUGAUUUUAAUAUGUUUUAUUAUGGUGUAGUUAUCAGUUGGUGAAACAAGACUGAUAUUUUUGUGGAAUUUUUAACUUUUAGGAUUUCAGCAGCUACUUGACGAUCUUGAUGACCUGUCCUUGGACACUCCAGAAGCCCCUGAGGUUAGUUCCAACCUGCACAUUAAUAAUGAAUUAAUAAUUUUAUAACUGUAGAGUCACGAGUCUGUGUACUUGAAGUUUGCUGAAAACUGGUUUAUGAGGGGUAGGGUGGUGGAGUUCCUGGAUCCACCCCUUAAAAGUGCUGGUAGCUGUAGUAUAAUAAUGCUAUUGCGAGAGAGGCCUACUUACGAUUAUUAUUUUUUGGCUUUGAUUUGCAUGUGAAGGUGCUUGGAAAGUUUAUUGCUCGUGCUGUUGCUGAUGAUUGUCUACCACCAGCUUUUAUCACCAAUUUGGGUGACACUCCUGAAGAGUCUAAUCAACGGUAAGCAACUCAUGCAACUGCUUUUGUAAGUGUGUGGAAUGACAAGCACCUCUGAUCUUGAGACGUUUUGAUUUAACAGUUAAUAUCAUUGUGAACCUGGUAAGCGUAAAGUGCAAGGCUCGAAAUUGCGACUGAUACAGUUGCCACUGCGACUAACAUUUUCUCCUUGGCAACUAAAACUUCUGGUUUAGUCACCAUUUUUGCGUCCAGAUUUCUCUAUGAUUUAGAUUAAAUUAAAAGACUAAGGUUAAAACAAACAUUCCAUCUUUUCUUGCUUUGUUGUUGUCAUAAAAAAUAUGCCAAGUUGCAUAAACAAAGCCAGUUUACCUCCAAUUGUAUACUGACUCCUGUCCGGAUAUUUUCAAACAAUCAAAUCUGAUAGAUUGUGCCUAACUAUGAGCUGAGUAAUUUACAUUAUAAAAACUGGCAACUAAAAAUUUGCAUUUGGCGACUAUUUUUCUUCAGUGGGUCACCAAAAGGCGACCUGAGGAUUUUUUUAAUAUCGAGCCCUGAAGGGACAUGAACAGAUCAUCAAAAUUGUAGUCAGAUAAUCCGAAUUCUAUAGCUGACUUGAGGUGAAUAACAAAAUUGAAUGCCACAAGACAGUUGAUGCCUUCGUGGGCAUCCACCUCUGGAAAGUGACCACCUCCCAUAACCGACCACCUAUCAGUAACACCAAACUUUUCCCAGUCAAAUGCCUACAAUCAGAACCUCUCGUAAAAUAUGACCACCUCCCAUAAGUGACAGCAACCACUUUUUGGCCUGAUGGUUUAUUAUUUUUCAUUGUUUGUGUCCUCUUGUAACAACCUGAUGCAUGAUGUGGUCUCUGUUCACUGUAUAUACACUAUGCCGCUCACUAUAUAUGUUACAGGUCAAAUUUGACUUCAAGUUUAAUAAUUUUGAUUUAACCUAGGUUGACUAUCAAUUUUCUUUGUCUCCUUUCCCUAAGAGACACAAAAAAUUGGGAUUCAACCUAGGAUGAAAAUAUUUAAGCUGAAUUCAAAUUUGACCUGUAACAUAUACGUGACUAAGAAAUCCCAUGCAAUAAAUCAUCUUCCAAAAAUUAGAUGUGGCGGAACCUCUUCUUGUUAGAGACACCUGUUUGUUGAUUCUUGUGAGUGACCACCCCCCAUAAGUGACCGCUAAAUCAUUGCAUUUUGGGUCUUUGCUAAAGGGAGGUUAUUAGAACGGGCAUUACUAGGAGUGACCUUUGAGUUAACCACAUAAUUUUACACUUUAACAGGAAAGCACUAACUGAAGCAGAUCUGCUGUUGAGAUUAAAGCAUGGAAUGGUACGCUUAGACAGUGUGUGGGGUAUUGUUGGAGGACGCCGCCCAGUGAAGCAACUUGUUAAAAAGGUGAGGAUGAAUUCCUAUUGCUUGAGUGUUUCUGCUUCCAACACAGCUGCAGUUUUGGGAUUAAAAUACCAUGCUGCAUCCCUGUCAAAAUGGGAGUGGAAGCCAGAAAUUAUUUUUGAUGACAUCUAACAAUAUCACCAAAAGCGUCUGACUGGGCAACGUGGAAAAAGCUGUGACGCUGUUUUCCACAUUUUGACCAUGCUGUUCAUAUUUUCCCAAUGUCUUUGCUUUGCUAUAAUACAGUAUAACAAGUCACUUUAUGAGUGGUCCCAAAAUUCCAGAUCAUUAUCAGAUUAAUAUUUUUUAUUAUUAACUGUAUUUUUCUCCUGUAGAUGUUGUUGCUACUUAAGGAGUAUCUGAAUUCAGAAGAUGUUGAAGAAGUGAGUCAACAUUCUGAAUGUAUUUUAAAAACUGAAAACAUGACUAACUUUUCCAGUUUGAUAUUGAUAAAUUAUUUAUUGCAAAGAAGGCACUAAGAAGAUAAGACAAUAAGACUUGCAAGCUCUGACUUGGUAAUUUUUAAGAAGAGUAAUGUAAUGAAAAUUAAAGCUCGUGAUGAAUGAUAAAUCCAUCAUUUUUUUUAAGGCAAGUCGCUGCCUCCGUGAGCUGGAAGUACCACAUUUCCACCAUGAGUUGAUAUAUGAGGUAAUAUUUUUUUUUGUUGCUUUAACCACCCUACUAAUGGAUAAUCAGAAGUACUGUCAUCACUUAAAUACAUAUAUCCCAAUCUUCUCGCAACUCCACCACCAAAAAACACCGGCUUAUCCUGCCAGUUACGCAGGCUAGUUCUACAAUAGCAGCCAUGGAGAGGAAGCAACAAUUUUCAAGAUUAUUAUACUUGUAGUAAUUUCAAAUUUGUUUCACUAUCGGUUGGGAGACUUUGCUUAUAGGCAUGCCUUCACCAUCUAUUUGUGUAUAUGCUCCUCAAAGAGAGAUCAAGAAGAAAAAUUUAUAAAGUUCUUAUUACUUCAUGGUUAAAAGAAACAUUAUAUAAAUAAACAAUCCAAUGUUUUGGUUCUAGUCAGAAUUAAUGAAGGCAAAAAUUAAAGGCAUGGUCUGUACCUCAAACCAUGAUAGAUAAAUGUAGUGCCAGGAGCGGAUCUAGGAUAAACACUGACCUAUUUCCCUUGGGAAAUUUUUUGGAAUUUUGACUCCCUAAAGUCCCUUCUCCUGGGUUUCUGAGUAAUUCAGACAAGAUAUUCACUGACUGUCCACACCAUUUUCCAGAUUUCAUCUUAAAAAGUUUUUUUUAAAAUCAAAAAUAUAUUUAUUAUACGAAGAAUCUGACCGAUUUCCGUAAAACGGUGGAAACUGGUGUAGAUCCGCGCCUGAGUGCAUACCUUUAAAAUCUAAGUUGGUGCUGUUCCUUUAUAGAAUAUUAUUAUCUUCAGAUAUUAUUUCCUUUUAAAGCCAAUGUUACUGUAUGUUCUAUUGACAGGCCAUUGUAAUGAUGCUGGAAGAUGGCCAUGAACGAGUGAUGUCCUUGAUGAAAGACUUGUUUCAGUUCUUCGCAAAGACCAACUUUGUCACCCCAGUCCAAAUGAAAAGUGUAAGCUUUUGGACUCAUGACAAGAUACCUUAUAUUACUGAAUUCAGUUGAGUUAUGGUGGCACUAGCAAAGCAAACCAGGCUUAACUUCUUGUUUUCUUAAACUACUUUCUCAGGGUUUUGAACGGGUGUUUGAGUCAUUUGCUGAUAUCCAGUUGGAUGUUCCACAUGCCCAUACUUCCCUGGAGAAAUUUACAGACAUGUGUGCUCGUGAUGGAAUAAUUCCAAUUUCCCUGACUUUGAAGGUUCCAUCCAGGUAUGAAACACAAUCGAUAUCAAAAUAUUGUUCACCGUUCCCUGGUCAUAAAGUUAUUUGUCUCUUAUCAGUAAGUUAUCCAACAAAUUUUAUCAGGGCGCACUAACGAUAAUAAUUUUUGGUGCUUUAGGCAGUCUUAGCGUGUAAAAAUUGGCCCAAGUCUUUAAAGUUUCAAUCCAUGUUGUGUCCCUCGAUGCUAUCUGUAGCAGCACAUGACAGGAAACUAUGUUGAUGCCUAAAUCUAGUCUUGAAUAACAAAACUGGACCAUUACAUUUGGAAUUCAAUUGAUGCGAAGACACGUCUUUGUUUUCUGAAAAGAAAGCAAUCAGCGUGACAAAGCCCCCUCGAAAUCCUUAAGAAACCUCUUCUGUUUUGCAUUGACAGGGGUCGCAAGCGCUUUGUGAGUGAGGGUGAUGGAGGACUAGUAAAGGUAUAACUCACGCAGCCGUUCACCCAAGGAGCAAUUGAUGAGCCAGACCUGCAAAUGAACAAGGCCUUCUUAGAACAGGGAGAUCUUUCGUGGUUAAAAUAAUAGUCACAAGCCGGCACCUGACCUCUGAAUUAGUUUGAUUGGUGUGUGGGAUAAUUAAGUACUGGGAAUGUAGACACUUACUGUUUUUUCCAAUAUUCAGAUCUGCAAAUUGGAUUGCCCCCUUAUCAAAUUAUUGUCCUCUGUCUGGUCAAACCAGCGUGCAGACGUUUCUUAUUUGAUUCGAAUCAGUAUAGAAUUUUGAGAAAGUCUGCCCAAACUGGUUGAAGGGCAGUAAACUGAUGAAGUAAAUAGGAAACGUAUGUGAGCAGGUUAUAGAUGGUCUGGUCCCGUUAUUCUUCACAUUCUAAAUCAGGCUUGUUUCAAACGUCGUGCUAAGCUGGGCCGACUGUAGCUCCGACUGCAGCACGACGCUAGCACGACUUGGUUUCAGACAUCAAAUUUAAUUCAGUCGAAUAGAACGGCUGUUGCCGAAAACAAAACACAAAAGUAAAACGGUUUAGCAAACUUUUUAAAUGUAUUCUAACGUGUGUAUAAUUUAUGAAUUGAGUUCGGCACGGCAGUAGCGCGAUGUUCGAAAACAAGUGGAGCUACUGUUGUGCCUAAGUCGAAUUUAAUUCGAUCAAUUUAGUUCGGCGCGGCAGUAGCACGACGCUUGAAACGGGUCUUACUCUUAUCCUCUCUUCAAAUUUUCGGUAAGACACUACGAAACGUUUAUCAGGGAUUUUCAUCUCACACGUUGUUACAAUUUACCUUGUUUGAAACAAUAGUUGAUUCCAGAGUGAACUGCAAGGGUUUAAGGUCAUCUCGCCACCAAACCAUCUCACCAACAACGAAAUCGCCAUCAAGAUGUCAACUCGCCAACACAUAAUAAUUCUGCAAUAAUUGACACAGUAGCUAGGAUUUUUACUUGUUCGUCAAGCUCAGUACAAAUCUGUCGAUCUGUGCUUUCGAUGAGUAUUAAGAUAUGUAAUUGUUGGUGGCGAUUUCGUAGGUGGCGAAUUGACCGGAUAUUACUGCAAGCUUGUACGUGAAUGAAUUCAGUUUCGGUAUUUGCACCCGCUAAAAUAAAAACCUAAACCUGUGCCCAAGUGAAAAAUACUCUGUUUUUGUACAGGUUGUUAGGGAUCAUUGCCUUGCCUACGUUAAUAUGCUUCACGUAAAACUGCCGUAGCAUCUUACUGAGUUUAAGUGCGAACAACGUCGAAUUGUGGCUUGGAAUUUAAACUUUGGGAGUAACUAUUUCAAAACUGAUUUAAAAAUGCUCCAAGGGUGUUUCUAGAUUAAUUGGAAAAAAAAGAAAGUGAACACAAAACUUCAAUGGGAUAACUAAAUGGGUAGUUGGUUGGGAGAAGAAACGUUAUUUUCUUGUAAUGUAGUUAGUCCGUUUAUCUUGGGCACUAGGGAAAAUUGCUUCUGUAUAAUUAUUCAAAUUCUCAUUCUUAGGAUCGCUUUGCUUUCUCAGUAAGGAUGUGUUUUUCGAUUGACUGUUUUUGCGGACUGAAAACACAUAGGAACCUUAUUGCAAUUUUCUUGUGAGGAUCUUUCAGUCAUUGGAAUCCUGUAUGAGUUGUCUUUAGAGAAGUGAAAAGAGAGAAAAGGAAAGGGGAAAAAACUAAAAUAACAAGAAAAACGUUCGGUCAGUCAAACGCGCCAUGUUAGCGGCAUAUGUUUAGUUGUCUACAGGAAGGUUCUCUUUUUUCAGUUUAAUUUAAUUGGUACCAAAUCUCAAUUACUGACAGUGCAAAAUCACUCUAAGUCAUAACUAAGUUUUCUUAUUCAAACACGUUGUAUCUCCCUGCUCGUAUGUGUAAACUGUACAGAAACUCUGGCUUUAAAAACUCAAUAAAAUAAAUAAAAAAUUCAAACGAAAAGUAUCGAGUGAUGUUUCUUUACCUUAU
Messenger RNA from Porites evermanni, 12036 nucleotides. The record is from the annotation of a GenBank genome assembly. NCBI's taxonomy places the organism in Eukaryota, Metazoa, Cnidaria, Anthozoa, Scleractinia, Poritidae.